Mangifera indica (mango) is the source of this 1133-nucleotide messenger RNA. RefSeq lists its product as uncharacterized. The coding region runs from base 388 to 831 and encodes 147 amino acids. The record is from RefSeq and is a predicted model, not a curated record. Lineage: Eukaryota; Viridiplantae; Streptophyta; Magnoliopsida; Sapindales; Anacardiaceae. The transcript is spliced from 4 exons.
UUUACUUGUCACUUGAACUUUCUUUUUAAAUUUUCUCGCAAUAAAUUCAAAAUUGUCCGUACAAAAACUUGAAAAAAAAAAUUUAACAUUCCUCGAUUCAACUCUUUAAUUGAUGCUCUUGAUUGUGUGUUUCAGCAGGUUUUGUUGUUGAGGCAUGCUUAAAUCUUCUACUUGCUUCGUUUCAAAUGGCUCUUGCAAUUGCACUUACACAAUCAUGUGGCUUGUGUUUUAGUACCAGACAAACAAUCUUUCAAGCAAAGAGAGGAUACCGAAAUGUUUUGGGUAGAGAGAUGAGGCUUACUAACUUCUUAGUAUCUAAAGUAUCGAGAAUAUGUUAUCCAUCAAAGCAUAUGUAUGCUGAAAAAACGUUGGUGGAAGUAGACAGUUAUGACUCGAAAAGCUUAUUGGAUCGGUCUAAAUUGUUUAAUAAGAGCCCGAGUCUAUGUGAGGAAGAAGAAAGGAGAAGGGAAGAUAAGAAGAAAGGCACGAGCAGGGGAAGACACUGGAAGGGAAAUCAUGGUGGCAGAGGGCUGUGAUUUUAAUACAGAUGAUAGCAGUGGUGGCGACUCCAAUAAGCAGUCCAGUAAGCAGUUUUUUGGAGACCCAAAUGACAGCCCUCUAGAAGUAGAAAAAGCAGCAGACAAGCAACCAAAGUUGUGGCACAUGCUGGAAAAGAGAGGAAUAAUGAAGAUAUGGGAAGCUGAGCUGGCGUGCAAGGAUUGGGAGAAAAGUUGGGAGGAAUUAAGAAAUAGGGACCUGGAGAAGGAGAGAAGGCAGGAAGAAAAUUGUAAGAAGGUGUGGGAGAGCUCCAGCCUCUCGAAAGCUGGUUAGCAUCGAACUCUCGGAGUUCCUUGGGUCAUUGUAAUGUGUGAGGGUUUUUGUUACGUUGCCGUGUGAGAGUUAGUCGUGUUAUUGUUGUGUUUCUUUUGGUUACUUGUGUGAAGGUUUAGCUAUGUGCAUGCUACCUUCCUUUUGUUUACUUGUAACCUUUUGGGAUUACAGAUAUAAUGUAUGAAGGGGAUACUGGUCUGAGUCCAUAGAGUAAGAGUUGUUUUGUAAAUCAGUUGUCUGGGGAUGUAAAGACUGUACAACUCUGUUCUUAAUGAAAUUAUUACCAAGAGCAUUUCAAUUUA